Molecule: messenger RNA, 7785 nt
Organism: Pelodiscus sinensis (Chinese soft-shelled turtle)
Lineage: Eukaryota; Metazoa; Chordata; Testudines; Trionychidae
Source: RefSeq, a predicted model, not a curated record
UUGGGAGAGAGCUCUCCCAUCACCAUAACAAAAUCAGCUUCCCAUGCAGGGAUAACUAUGUCAGUGAGAAAGCAUCUGUGCACAUGAGCACUUAUGUUGGCCACAAGGGUGUGAUCUUUUUCACACCCUGAGUGGCAAAAGUUUUGCUGACAUUAGGGCGACUGUAGGCAUGGCUCUCGGUUUCCCUCAUGUUGAUUUUAACCAGCAAUUCAAAGGCACCUCUAUAACACUUUUCAUUGGAUGCAGCAAGAUUCCACCAGUGUGCUGCAGCAUUUGGUUACCAAAGGGAGGGAGUGCAAAGGGUUCUCUCCAUACAUGUUCUCAGGUGCCAUUCUCCAAGAAUGCCAGACCACACUGAGGAAGAGAUCAAAGUAUUUUACUUGGCAACUCUAAAACCAGCCUGAGUUCCCUGGCUGACUCUUAGCUAUCCCCUCACUGUCUCCAGUUACUAUUUGGUUUCCCCCCCUCCACCCUUCAAUGCACACAAAAAAAAUAGAAGUACUUAGCUGAAGAGUGAUGAAGUCUGACUUCGUACAGUGUAUAAUCUGCCAUGAAAAGUUUUAUAGAGGUGAGGGAGAGUUCAUAAGACAGAGAAAUACAGGAAUGCUGUCCCAGAUGGCAGAGUCGCAGAGUGGAAGAUGGGCUCCUCCAGCCGUAGCCAGCUUGUUAGGGACAGAGUGGAGUUUGACACUUGCUGCGAUGUUGGAGUAGAGAACAAACCACAGUGGCAUUACUCUGGAUGUCUGCCAAUUUAACUGAACCAAAGUUUAGUCCAUACAGGAAGAGGGGUGUAGUCUGGAGUAAAUCCCUGAAAGACUUUAAAAACUAGGGCAAUUUUGAGCUGGAUUCUGAAAUGGGGAGUUUGAGUAUGAGAUGAAGUGACUGUACUUUUUUUAUACAUAUAAGAAACCAAUAGCAGCAUGUGCUUGAGUUUGCAGAGCUGGAGCUUGGGGAGGCCCAGAGAAAGGAAUUACAGCAGUUGAGAUGAGAGAAGAGGUCUGCUGUGGAACACUGGCAGCAAAAUGCCACAGUUGUUUAGAGACAAAGAUUCUCCUCUCUCCUUAAUGCGUCAGAGUAACUCCACCCUGCUGGGUGUGUGCAACAAGCAGAGAGUAGGCUCUGCUCCCACAAGUCUCAAAAUCCUGUAGCACUGAACGGUAUAAGAUGUCAUAGGUAGAAUUUCAAUAUUCAUAGAUUCUAAGGCCUGAUGGGAGCAUUGUGACUAAUCUGAGCUGUGUAGCAGGGACCAUAGAACUUCCCCAACUGAUUUCCUAGAGCAAAGCUUAAAAAACGCCCCCACCCAAUCUUGAUUUAAAAAUGGUCAAUGAUAGAGAAUCCACCAUGACCCUGGGUAAAAUGUUCCAGUGGUUAAGGACUCUCACAAUUAAUAUUUUUUUCAUUUUAUUUGCAUUCUGAAUUUGUGGAGCUCCAACUUCCAGCAUCUGGGUUGUGUUUAACAGAGACCGGUAUGAUUGAAGAGCCCGGUAUCACAUUUUGUUCCUCAUGUUGGUACUUGCAAACUGUAAUGAAGUCUCCUUUUAACUGUCUCUUUGUUAAACUAAACAGAUUGAACACCUCAAGUCUGUCAUUGUGAGCCAGGUUUUCUAAUUCUUUAAGCAUUCCAGUAGCUCUUCUUUAAACAUUUUCCAAUUUAUCAGCAUCAUUCUCAAACUGAGGACACCAGAACUGGACACGUUGUUUCAGCAGCUGUUAUCCCAGAGAUAAAAUAACAUGUCUCCUCCUCCAUUGAGUUUCCAGUAUUUGUAUAUCCCCGGGCAUGUCUACACUACCUGCCAGAUCAACAGGCAGCAUUUGAUUCAGCACGGGUCUAAAAUGGACACUGAACACGCUCCCAUCAACUCUGAUACUCUACUAGACCGAAAAGCAUAGGUGCAGUUGACUGGAGAGUGUCCACCAUCGAUUCAACGCAGUUAGCCAGCCCAGUGGCACCAGCAGGUGCUGAAUCAGGGGGUCCUGGUUGAUGCAUGCUUACCUCAACCUGACUUCUGGAAAAGAACAAGUAUUGUGGUGAAAGCCUGUUACUGGCAGCACUCAGGACAAGCUUGGCCAAUAAAAGAUACAUGGAGUGCACAACCCAUUAGAAGACAAAAAAGACAUUGUGCUUAAAGCCCCAAGAGCUAAAUAGGAAUAAUUGGAUCGAGCAGCCUGAAGAUCAUGGAGGGGGAUUGUCUGAGCUGCAUGAAGUACCUGAUGUUUAUUUUCAAUUUCUUCAUAUUUCUGGGAGGGGCCUGCCUGCUGGGCGUUGGGAUCUGGGUCAUUGUGGAUCCGACAGGAUUUCGAGAGAUAGUGGCUGCCAACCCUCUGCUCUUCACGGGAGCGUACAUCAUGCUGGCCAUGGGAGUAAUGCUCUUCCUGCUGGGCUUUCUCGGCUGCUGCGGUGCUGUCCGGGAGAACAAAUGCCUUCUGCUUUUUUUCUUCAUGUUUAUUUUGUUAAUCUUCCUGGCAGAGCUCUCAGCUGCAAUCCUGGCUUUUAUCUUCAGAGAAAAUCUGACCAGAGAAUUCUUCACCAAGGAGUUAAAGAAACACUAUCAUGGGAACAAUGAGACUGAUGUCUUCUCCUCCACCUGGAACUCAAUUAUGAUCACAUUUAGCUGCUGUGGAGUGAAUGGACCGGAAGAUUUUGAAACAGCUCUUCAUUUCCGGCACCAUCAUUCAGAUGAUGUGGUACCUGAAGCUUGUUGCCAACGAGAGCUCCAGACCCGGGAUGGGGCAUUUGUCAGUAAAGAGGAUUGCCUCAUGGGGAAGGAUAUGUACCAGAACCGACAGGGCUGUUACACUGUGAUUCUGAACUCCUUCGAGACCUACGUGUACCUUGCAGGAGCUCUCGCCAUUGGCGUUUUGGCCAUUGAGCUGUUCGCCAUGAUCUUUGCAAUGUGUCUCUUUCGAGGGAUCCAGUAGGCCGUGCCCCCUGAGCAACCGACAUGCUCCUACGUGCUUGGAGGAAAGACCGAAAAAAAAGAGGGGGAAAACUCUUUAUUUUUUGUAACAAAAUAGAAACAAAAAAAUGGUUGUAAUAUAUGAAUGACCAAAAGGAUUGUACUUCAGGGGCUGGAACUUUGAGGUGCCGCGCACUACGCCACGCCACACCGACCUUCUCCCAGAGCAACUGGCACAGACGUUGAUUAGGUGCAAUGUGCAACCGAUUGCACUAGAGACUGACGGAGCCUGCAGGGUGGGUGGGAGGAAUGGCAGCUGAAAUGGUCUCUCUCAGAACAGGAGGUUGCCAGCAUAUUCUCAAUUGUAUUGGUUUGGCUGUUGAAGAAAGAGAACUGUAUAACGCAACACAGGGGCUGGAUUCAGUGCUCAGAAGGAAGCAGGUCAACCACAGCAAGGAGGUGUAAGGGUCAGGCAGGUUUCAAACGACCAGACAAAAAGGGCUUUUGAUACCUAGAAAACUGUGGCAGCCAUUGUUUACUUAUUUCCAUUUCUGGUCUAAAGUGUUAACUGCUUGCCAGGAAAUGGAAACACAUAUUCAGAAGAGGAGGGUCACCUACCCUCACUUACCCCCCUCAGAAGACUCCCUGGAUUACUGGGACUAGGGCAUGCCUUUCCUUGGAGUCCCACUAGAGGGUGACCCUGUUGAAAAUGAGGAAGAUCCUCCUCUAAGAGGGGUUGGUUAGGACAGGGCUGAGAUGCAGAGGAAGAUCCUCCUCUAAGAGGGGUUGGUUAGGACAGGGCUGAGAUGCAAUCAGAUGUUUGGUGCAUACCUUUCCUUCCUUACUCUGUCCCUUUGGCUUUCUGUACAGUGUUUUAUGGUCUGGUCAAAAAUAACUGAUGCUGCCAGCCUCAGGGCAAAGGGCAUGUUGUUUUGUCUCCCAGAUCUUGGAUACUCAACUCCUGUGUGCAACAUUGUAGUUUGUCAUGCUCUGUUAGCUUACUUAUCUACAUUGGGUUCCAACGUGCCUUCCAGUUGGAAAUUCCCAAACACGUACUGGUAGCAAAGGGACCCCCCUUGCAGUUGUCUCUCUUUGUGCAUCAUGUGGUAUCAUUUCUGAUCUGACCGUUUCCCUUUAGCUUGUCCCAAGGGACAGAAAAGAGCAGAACCAAGUGAAGUAAUUUUAAUGUAGCCUCCUAGCUUGAAAAGGCCAUGACCCUGCUCCAACAGAUAGUAAUUGUCCACAUUGGAGAGAGAACUGAAUCCCAAAGGAGAAGAAGAAACUAAAAUAACCUUGUUAAUUGUGGAGGCAGGGUGCAAUAAGUAGUAGCCACAACCACCACAUAUUACUCAACUUACAAUAGCCAGACUGUAGCUGGCAAUAGGCCCUGGGUUGCUAACCUCCAAAAGACCAUAGACAGUAGAGUGUUUGCUCUUGUCAGUUGGUGUCUGUAUCUCUGGUUGGACACCUGACAUGUGGCAGCAAUUCUUGGUGUCUGGAGGAGCAAACCAUCUUCUUUGCUGAGUCCUCCCUUCAAUCCCCUUUAUGUCUUGCUCUAUUGUGAAAGGUUUGCCUUUUCCUCUCAGAGGGGACUCUGCCAGCAUGUGCACAGUGCAAUGAAGAACAGGGAUAAUUACAAUAGCAAACUCUAACUGCUGCCUUUCCAGGCUUAUUCCCCUUUGGUUUUCCUAUUUAUCACUUUCUUUUAUCUACCUUUUUUAAUUCCCUUAAUUCUUUUUUCUCUGUAAUAGCUAUUCUCUCUCCUUCCUCUCCUUUUCUCAUUUAUUCUCUAAUCUUUCUCCUGUGUCCCCUUUUCUCACAGAAAACAGCUUUCCUUUUUUCCAUAGUCUCCUCUCUUAUCUCUUCUCCUUUGUUUCCCUUUUUCAGUCCUCCCUGCCCGUUAUACAGUUGUCAUCUCCUCCCUUUCUCUGCUUGGGGGACAGAGGAUGGAUCACUUGAUACUUAUUUUGUUCAUUAUUUCUGAAGCACCUGGCAUUGGCCACUGUCAGAUGAGAUACUGGGCUAGAUGCACCUGUGGUCUGACCCUGUAUGGUGGUCUUAUAGUCUAGCUGAAACCUUCAUAUUCUCCCUUUAAAUGGCUAUGAACAUAGGAGUGUAGGACUGGAAGGGACCUUGAGAUCCUUCCAGGAGUGCAAGGGCCAAGUAUUAUCUAAACCAUCCCUGACAGGUUUGUCUAACCUGUUCUUAAACAUCUCCAGUGAUGGAGAUUCCGCAGCCUCCCUAGAUAAUUUGUUCCAGCUCUUAACUAGCCUGACAGGAUUUUUUUCCCUACUGUCUCACCUAAAUCUCCCUCAGUGUAUUUUAAGCCCAUAGCGGCUUGUCCUAUCCUCAGUGGAUAAGGAGACUAUUUUUCAUUAUCCUCUUAACACCUUUUUACAUACUUGAAGACAGAGCCAUCCUGAGAGGGGUGCAGAGCCUGGGGCAACCCCUCCCCGUGUCCCAGGCACAGGACCCAGAGCACCUCUCCUCAAGUUUCUCCUGUGCUCCAUCCCCUUGCUAUCUCGCCCAAGAAAUGCAGGUGACAGAAGCCUGAGUGGCCUGGCAGUCUGCUCCACCCUGCCCCGCUACCCUCUCCUGGUCUGCUGUGACCCACUUCUCUGCAGCAGCAGGAAACAGAGUUUCCUGGGGGCAGGGUGUUCUGGUCCCCAACACCGUGGAGAAGCCGAUCACAGUGGUGCUGGACGGCAGAAUGGAGCAGGCUGCUGACGAUUGGGGCGGCCACCACGGGGCCUGGGGCAGUCACCCUGAUCUAUCCUAUGGAUGGGACGGCUCUGCUUGAAGACUAUUAUUUUUUCUCGUCCCCUGUGCCAUACGUCUCUUCUUCUUCAGAUUAAACAAGAGCCAUUUUCCCAUUUUUAUUUCUAGGUCUUGUUUUCUAAAGCUCUAAUUAUUUUUGUGUUGCUCUCCUCUGGACUUUCUCCAAUGUGUCCUCAUUUACUGAAGUGUGGUGCCCAAAAAUGGACACAGUACUUCAGAAGAGGCCUUAGCAGUGCAGAAUAGAUCGUAAGGAUUACGUCUCAUGUUUGGCUUCAACACUCUUGCUAAAACAUCCCAGACUGAUGUUUGGGGUUUGUUUUACAACAGCAUUACAUUGUUGGCUUAUUUAGUUAGUGGUCCUCUACAACCCUCAGGUCCUUUUCUGCAACACUCCUUCCUUAGACAGUCACUUCCCAUUUUGUAAUUGUGCAAUUGAUUAAUCCUUCCCAAGUGUAGUGCUUUGCAUUUUACCUAAUUGAAUUUCAUUGUAUUUAAUUCAGACCAUUUCUCCAGUUUAAGAUCAUUUUGAAUUCUCAUCUUACCCUGAGACACACUCAAGCAACCAGAAAAGCAGCCCCCUCCAAUAAGAAAUGGAGGUGGCUGUUAACAGAUACACAAAUCCUUCAUGCAGCUUCCAACCAUCUUGCAUCAUCUGAAAUGCUGGGAACUGAGUCAAGAGGAGAGGGGAGGAAUUUCCUCCAUGGAAUUUUAAGGAACAGGAGUCUCCAGGAUGAGGAAAUCCUUUGUUACUGUGAGACAUGCAAGUUUUAUUUUUUGACCAACAUGAUGUGUCACUGCCUUUGUCUGUGGUCUCAUGCUGUAAAAUCAACAAUUCUGAGUCUUGUUCUUUCCAGAGCUCCUAAGCAGGAGGACCCAACGUUUUUCUCCCUUUAGUUUCUGCUUAGCUGAUGUUGAGGUAUAAUCACUCCUCAAUUGAGAGUUCUUGUGUAGGAAACUGAUCUAAGUGAAGUCACCAGAGUGUUUGUCCCCAUGCACCUUUCAUGUAAUUAUCUAGAGCAGUUUGUUUCUGUAAGUCCAAUCUGUUAUUUAACUCUUAAAUUACUGUUGCGAGUGCCUGGGAAGUAGCCUGCGUGUGAAAGAACGUUGAAAUCUAUUUUGAAAAUCGUAAAUGUUCCUUUUAUUAGAUAGUGAAGCUAAUUUAUCCUGUAUUGCCUCUUGUAAUGCUUUUUAUAUUGAAAUGAUUUUUUGUAAUAUAAACCAGAACACGCGCCUGAAGCAUUCUGCAGUUUGUGCGCAUUUCUUAAAAAAAAUAAAAAUAAAGAUAUUGUGACAGUGCAGUGGGACAGCUUUAAUUUUCACUAUUCACAUGGUGGUUGUUUUUUUGUAAAGUACAGUCACUUUCUCACCAAAGGAGGAAUAAACUCAGCUAAGAUGAGGUAUAAACUGAAUCCAAAACAACCUAAGAGACGGACAAGGCCGGCUGGCUGAAGGUUUGGCGGUAGGACUAGAAUCUUUCUCCUCUCCAGUGCCAGUACUAGCCUGCUUGAGAUCAGAAGGGGCUAAACUGGGAGUUGAAUGGCUAUCUUCUCUCACUAUACGUUUAGGGCUGUAUUAAUCCAAUUGUAUGAAACCAUUGUACAUCCGUUGCAGACCCAGGAACCAGGCACAAAAUUAAUUUGCAGAAAACUACCCAGGUCAUGCAAAUGCAGGCAUCUCUGCUGGGAACUCAGAAUACUUCUUAGCUAUGCAGAAGGUCACACAAACACCAACUCCCCUCCCGCAGGGCUGCUGCUACAUUUCAAAGGCGGAGGCACCCUUAUCAAUUGGUCAAAUAGUCUAUGCAAAAUGUAUCGACUAGUCGAUUAGUCCAUUAAUUGAAAUGUAACAUCCCUAGUCUAACUAGGGAUUUAUUUCAAAAUAACCCCCCUUAUUUUGAAAUAAGCAGAGUAUCCAUACUUCAAAAUCCAUACUCCUGCUUUCCUUAGGGAAGGACGCUGAUUUUGAAAUAGUUGUUUUGGGAGUUAUUUCAAAUUUAGUUAUUUCAAAAUAGUUUCCUAGUGUACAUAUGCCCCCACAGUGCUCCAGUCCUGAGCUUGAAAAUCCCUUUUGCUAUGGUGGGGUCAGGCAUUUGCCGAUUGCUCAUCCCAAA